Messenger RNA from Salvelinus fontinalis (brook trout), 4323 nucleotides. RefSeq names its product RNA-binding protein EWS-like. Gene Ontology annotation, cellular component: U2 snRNP; nucleus; U2-type spliceosomal complex. Gene Ontology annotation, molecular function: transcription coregulator activity; RNA binding. Lineage: Eukaryota; Metazoa; Chordata; Actinopteri; Salmoniformes; Salmonidae. The record is from RefSeq and is a predicted model, not a curated record. The coding region runs from base 159 to 1973 and encodes 604 amino acids. The transcript has 17 exons. Gene Ontology annotation, biological process: regulation of DNA-templated transcription.
GAGUUCCCGAGUUGGAAUUCUGAGUUGGAUGACGGUUCAAAUCGAUUUUUCCAAUUCGGCGCUCGUUUUUUCCCCCGGGUUCCCCGUUUUUUUCAACGCGGCACAAGUUCAUCCAUCCACUCGUUUACGCGCAUGCGCCAACAUCAGACGAAACGAAGAUGGCGUCAGCACCUGAUUACAGUUCCUACAACCAGGCCGGUGCCCAGCAGGGGUAUGGCUCUUAUGCUGCUCAGCCCUCACAGGGCUAUGGACAAUCUGCCCAGCAGGGUUAUAGCCAGCAAGGAUAUGGGUCCUAUGCCCAGCCUGCUGCAGCUGAGACCGGAUACUCACAGGCAGCACCCUCUGCUGGCGGCUAUGCGCAGCAGUAUGGUUCCUCCUAUGGGCAACCAGCACCAGCUGGGAAUAAAACAGCUGGGUACCCUGCUGCCCAGCCCAGUGCCCAUGGCUACUCCCAGCCUGCCGCGGGCUAUGGAGCCAGUGGAUAUGAGAGUGCUCCUGCUGCUGCGCCCGCUGCCUCUCAGCCCUCCUAUGGCUCCCAGCCAGGCUAUGCAGCCCAGUCUGCCUACGCUGGCUACAGCCAGCAGGCUGCUUCCACUGCACCUCAGAGCAGCCAGCCAGCUGGCUACAGCCAGAGCAGCUACUCCCAACCAGGGGGAUAUGCCGCGCAGCAGAGUGGUUACCAGGCCCAGCAGGGAAGCUAUGGGCAGCAGCAGAGUGGGUACCAGCAGCAGCAGCCCCCGCCUCAGCAGCAACAGGCCCCUGCCGCGGCCUACCCUCCUCAGGCCUCAGGUUCCUACGGGCAGCCUGCUGGCAGCCAGUAUGGACAACAAAGUGGGCCUCAAAGUGGUUACAACCAGUCAAGCCAUUACAAUAACUAUGGACAGGAGGGCAGAGGCAGCUCUGGCUACUCUGGCUCUGACCCUGCUAGGUUCCCAGGGGCAGGGGAGAGCCGUGGGCCACCCAGGGAUGGCUAUGACAGGGGCGGCAUGAUGCACGGUGGCAGGGGACGUGGGGGCAUGGGCCGUGGAGGCAUGGGCGUCGCUGGAGACAGAGGUGGCUUCAAUAAGCCCGGUGGACCCAUGAACAACGGGGCAGUGCGUAACAUGGGGCGCCCUGAGGAGCAGGAUGACUCUGAGAACAGCACCAUCUACAUCACAGGACUCACAGAGAGCGCCACUCUGGAGGAGAUGGCUAUCUUCUUCAAAGACCCUGGAGCCAUCAGGAUGAACCGGAGGUUGGGGAAGCCUGCCAUCAACAUCUACACAGACAAUGAUUCAGGGAAGCCCAAGGGAGAUGCCACACUGUCCUACGAGGAGCCCUCCUUUGCCAAAGCUGCUGUGGAGUUAUUUGAUGGGAAAGAGUACCAAGGCAGGAGACUGAAGGUGUCCAUGGCUCGCCGUAAGCCCAUGAUGGGUGGAAUGAGAGGGGGCAUGUCCAUGAGGGGUGACAUGAUGGGCCGUGGAGGACCUGGAGGCAUGAUGGGCCGUGGAGGAGAGCGUGGAGGUUUUGUCCCACGGGGAGGACCACAUGGUAUGGGCAGAGGUGGGCCAGGUGGCCCAGGUGGCAACAUGCAGCAGAGAGCUGGAGACUGGGAGUGCCCCAACCAGGGCUGUGGCAACCAGAACUUUUCCUGGAGGAUGGAGUGUAACCAGUGCAAAGCUCCCAAACCAGAGGGCUUUGGGCCCCCUUCAGGUGGUGAGCGAGGCAGGGGUGGCAUGGGGAUGCGUGGGGGCAGAGGGAUGGACCGUGGCGGGCCAGGAGGGCCUGGAGGCUUCCGUGGAGGAUGGGGAGGUGACCGUGGCGGUGGAUUCAGGGGACGUGGUGGAAUGGACCGAGGGGGAUUCCGAGGGUCUAGCAGGGGAGGACCGCCUAUGGACCGAGGAAGAGGAAUGGGCAGAGGAGGAAUGGGGGGGCCCCCAGGCAAGAUGGAUAUGAGGGACCAUCGUCAGGAACGCAGAGACCGACCUUACUGAGACAGCAAUUUGAAUUUUCCAUUUAAGUGCAGGAUUUGAUUUUUAAAAUGAAAUUAAUUUAUGAUUCCGUUUUUAUUAAUGGUUAUAGAACUGCUUUUGAAAUACUCUGGUGCAGUUUCAUUCAACUCGUAGUUAAACGUUUAGUUUUUUAUAGUUUUGUUUACCCUUGGUUCAGUUAUUUUGACUUGUGCAAGUUUAUUUUUUGCAUUUCUUAGAUGUACAGACUGAUUUUGACAGUUUAUUGUAAAACAUGACACUUCUUUUUUAAUUGUAAUUGCUUCUCCUUCCCAUAGCUGUGUAAUGAUAAACAAUUUUGAAAAUAAAAUGUCCACCCUGAUUUGAUGCUAAAAUAAGUUCAGAUCCAUUGCUGUUAUGAGGCAUCAUGAAUGGUUGACUUUUUGCAUUUGUCAUCUUCUUGGUUCUCAAAUGGUGGGAGAAGUAGGAAUUGUACAGCAUUUCACAGCUCUACACCUACAGCAGUGUUCUCUUUCAGAAUUGUCAACAAGGAGGCACUGUAAUAUGCAGCUUUGAAAGAAUGCUGGCAUGAUCUGUUUGACCAACAACUUUUGAAGAUACAGCAGCUGUCAUCAGCUAUCAAAGCCACAAAGAAUAAUAUAUAACUGUGGUUUGUGACAUUUGUCUUCAUGUUGUAUUGCAAUCAUAUAGUCAAUGAACACACUUUCAAUACUGCUUUGUGGAACGAGUUUGACAACUAAACUGCACAUUUACCAGUAAGAAUGAAGAUCAACUGCUUUGCUUUACAGAAUUGCCUUGAUGUCUUUGCAUUUUAUUUUAGUCUUUUGAGAAACCUCCCAAUCCAAUCAAGAAACAAGUGAUGUUAUUAACCACAGAUGUCAGCCAUCCCUGUCUGUGACUGAUACCACAUUUGCAUCUGUUCAGCAUAUGUCCACAGUGAUCUGAGCCCUUUGAUAAUCACCCUUCUCUUCCCAAUGAAAAUGAAUUGAUUGGCUUUGUUUAAAUAUACCAGUUGGGUCAGUUAUUUAUAAUCCAGUUUUGUUUGUCUGCCUGUAAUCACUGACCGCACAGCCAGGGUGCAUUUAUUGUGCUGUGGUAAAGUGUUGUCAUUAAUGACCAAUGUUCUGUGUGUGGGUGAAGUCCGGUCACAGCUCACGCUUCCGAGUUCCUUGAGGACUCGUAUCCAGUUGCUCAUGCUGGGGAACAGAUCACUGCGAGUUGUCUGACACAUAAAAACUGAUUUAUCCCGGUCCAAAAAAUUCUCAACCAACAUGUCUCUCUCAAAGAAACAAAUAUUUUCCCAAUCAAAACAAGGCCCUCCUUUUUCCAUACUAAAAUUGAAAUCGCACGCAGAGCAUGUGCUGAGCCAAGCAUGGGGCAGCUGUUUCACAGACAGUGCUUGUCUGGCCCUGUCUGUAAAAACUGGAGUUAGCAGAGAAUCAAAAAUCAAGUUUGUUUGUAUUCAAGACUAGAGGUAACUAUUAGGCUUAUCUAUUUCAUAUUGACAAAGAGCGACCUAUAAUCUUAUAUUGAAGUGUCACUUCUUGUUGGGAAGCAACUUCGCCCUGACACGGGUCUGACCCAUGAAAAGGAUAAUCUCCCCAGCAUUCUUAACGGGAUGUGCACGUAUGCUCAUUUGAGGGAAGGAUUACAUCACUAGUAGACAGGGUUGGGUAGGCUACUUUCUAAAUGUAAUCCGUAAAUUAAACUUUACCUGUCAUUGUAAUCAGUAACGUAAUCAGAUUGUUACUUUUAGAUCACUUUCCCCUUGAGAGGCAUUCGAAGAAGACAAUGUUACCAAUUGAACUACAUCUGUUGCAGGAUAAAUCAAUGUUAAAGUUUACAUAGCUGGACAUAUAUGGAUGUUAAAUUUUACUUGAUGGGUUGGUUAUGUAGGCUUCUUCUAACCCAUCGCUUUCUACUACAUAUAAGAUAAAAUUAUAUCUUUACAUUAAGAACCAAAGUGUAUCAGAAUUCCAGUCAUUACAAUAAAUGUUAUACCCCUUGAUCUUCAAGAAUAGGAUAUAGAUGUAUAGAUUAGCCAAAUUGUUUCACCUGAGCAUGACCCCAAAACAAAGGAUUUAUUAGCCAGCCCUACUGUUUAUGAUUUUGUUGUCAUGGAGGACUGAUUGGGGUCAUUGAUUCAAGUUGAAAAAUAAAUGCUGUGCUCAUGGAAUGGCAUGCUUUGCCAAGAGUGUGCAAAGCUGUCAUCAAGGCAAAGGGUUGUUACCUUGAAGAAUAUAAAAAAUAUUUUGAUUUGUUUAACACUCAUUUGGUUACUACAUGAUUCCUUGUGUUAUUUCAUAGUUUUGAUGUCUUCACUAUUAGUCUACAAUGUAGAAAAUAGUACAAAUAAAGAAAAACCCUUGAAUGA